AUGUCUCAGAUUGAUCCUGACUUUGCAUCUAUCCCAGUACAUUAUGCUGACCUCUGGGUCAACGACGGUAUCAUCGAGUCCUUAACCCAUGGAAUGUACACAGCAUUGCUUGCCGUCGUAAUAUGGCAAAUUCUGUCGAACAUAACCACUCAUAGGUGGCCCGUGAAGGUUCUCGUGGGUAUCUCAGUGUUCAUGUACAUCAUGGCGACGAUCCACUUGGCCACGGUGUGGUUCCAUACCAGGCGGGCAAUCAUAACGAAGGGACAGACAGAAGAAACAGGGUACUUGGCCCUUGCAGACUGGGUAACCACUGUUACCCCUGUGUGGGCCAUGAUGAUCAACGAUAUCGCAGCAGGCAUGAAUAUAUUUGUUGCGGAUGGUGUCAUCAUUUGGAGGUGCUGGAUUAUCUGGGGAAAGAACUGGAGGAUCAUCGUCCUUCCUUGCUUAUGCACGAUAGGCGGAUUGAUCUUUGGCAUUUCGUGCCUUCUUCAACUUCGGGAACCGAUGUUUGAUUCACAAGGACAUCCGAAAACAACUUCCACCAACUGGGGAUUAGCUUAUUACGUUAUGGCACUCCCAGCAACGAUCAUAUGUACCACGCUCAUAGUGUACCGACUGGCUAAGGCGAUCAAGACUAAGAACUCUCCACACUAUGCGCCAGACCUAUACUACCGUGUCAUAGAGAUCUUGGUAGAAUCAUCCGCACUGUAUAUCUUUGUCCAGGCUAUUUUCAUCGUGUUCGAUGCGAUGAACAGUCCAUAUAGCUCGUAUCCACAAGCAGUGCUUCAAUCAGUUACUGGGAUUGCGCCGACAUUAAUGCUUCUUCGUGUUGUGUCUACUAAGGACACUGAUACGGGUCCCCUGAGUGAUAAUAUAGAUUCACGGCCUUUACAGCCCUUGCCGAGAUCAGAAACGGAAGGUGGUGAAACGCGUGUAGAUAAUGAUGAAGUGAUGAUCAUAGGUCCGGAGAAGAUGGUCCAAGUGGUAUGAGCUGCGCAUGAUUGUCAUCCUGGAGAUGACAGUGAUUUAAACAAUUGGAAAGAUAGAAAUCAAAGUCGAUACCUUGUCGGUUCCAUAUACAUAGAAAUAGUGCAGUUUUCUGAUUAAAUGUUUACUAUAGAAUUGUCUCGUGUCCGACGGCGACGAUACAUCCAAAGUAUGUAAUGAGAUCUUAUCAUAGAGCUAGCUUCUAAGACGAAGGUUGCGAGUCUCAAGUAAAGCCUGAUGCUGCCUGAUUCAUCACCUCAUUUUAACGCCUUCUAUCUCAGUUUUUAAGUAAUCUUAAUGCCAAACUUAGCGACUAACUCUCAGCAGCCUUUAACAAACAAAGAGGAAGAGAUGGCGUCAAAGAUGACAGUGAAGAGGCAAGA
Molecule: messenger RNA, 1370 nt
Organism: Desarmillaria tabescens
Lineage: Eukaryota; Fungi; Basidiomycota; Agaricomycetes; Agaricales; Physalacriaceae
Exons: 6
Coding region: 1-990 (329 amino acids)
Source: RefSeq, a predicted model, not a curated record